This is a messenger RNA of Dichomitus squalens LYAD-421 SS1, 1402 nucleotides long. RefSeq lists its product as uncharacterized. Gene Ontology annotation, cellular component: membrane. Lineage: Eukaryota; Fungi; Basidiomycota; Agaricomycetes; Polyporales; Polyporaceae. The record is from RefSeq and is a predicted model, not a curated record. The transcript has 6 exons. Bases 64 to 1284 code for a protein of 406 amino acids.
GCCCCUUCAUGCCGCCAGCGCGAUAGACUCUUCUUCUCUUUUAUAACACGUAUACCAAUCCGCAUGCCCUCAGGACACCGCGCCGCGGUUCAGUUAGGCGGAAAGCGCGCCGUCGCUAUCUUUGCAGUUUGUCUUAUCGCGUUCGUUACCGAGACUCAGUUCACGCAGUAUGUGCAGGCGCAACUUGGGUUCAGGCAGCCAUACCUUAUAUUCUAUGUUGUACAUUCCGCCUUUGCGACAUCGUUCCCUGUGCAUGUCCUCUAUCUCGCCGCAACUUCUGAACAUUCGGUCACCUCGAUCUUGAAGACCGUUCUUGUCGCGACCCAGCAGCAGUUGUCUCCCAAGUCUACUACUGCCCUCAACUCGGCAACCUUCCCGACAUUGAAAUUCCUGCGAUUGAUUUUCUACCUGACGUUGGGAAUGACAGUACCAUCCCUGCUGUGGUUCGUAGCGGUGGCCCUAGCCCCUGUCACUGAUGUGACAGCGCUCUGGAAUACGAACGCGCUCUUCGCGUACGUCUUUACGGUACUCCUUUUCGGCCACAAGUGGGAUCCUCGGCGUCUACUAGCAGUACUCAUCGCGACUGUGGGAGCUGCUGUCGUUGUCUACGGUGAUUCUGGCCCCGACAAGACGGACUCCUCGGAAGGCCUUCUCUCCGCUCCUUCUCUUGAGGACGAGGCCCCAAGUUCCCCUCUGAUGGGUGACCUGCUGACCCUCGCCGCGUCCAUCCUCUACGCUGCCUACCAAGUCUUCUACAAGGCCUACGCCGCUCUCCCUAACGACCCAGAAGUCGAAUCCAACGAGGUGUAUGCACCACUCGCUGACUCGCCCGACGGACCCGUUGAUGACCUCGAAUCCGGCUCCGACGCAGUGGUCUGGUCUCAUGGCCAGAUCAUAGAUCCCCUGCCGUUUGGCCUCCAUCCUAACCUGCUCACGUUCGGCAUCGGCAUUUGCACAUUGGUCGUCUUCUGGAUCCCCAUCCCCAUCCUGCAUAUCCUGGGCAUCGUGCCUUUUGAGCUUCCGCAAAGGGGCAUCACGUAUCUCGCUAUAGGGGGCGUCGCGCUGUCCGGCGCGGUCUUCAAUGCCGGAUUCAUGGUUCUGCUCGGAGUGUGGGGACCGGUAGUCACUUCUGUUGGAAACCUCCUCACCAUCGUUCUCGUCUUCCUAUCCGACGCGAUCUGGGGAGGAGCCGUGGACAAGGUUACUUUUUGGGCUGUCCUGGGUUGCGGUUCAAUCGUCGUCGCUUUCGCCAUCCUGGCGUAUGAUCUGAUGAGCAGGCAUUAGCUGUCUCGACUCAUGCAUGUAUUGGCCUUUGAAUAUCGUACUUAUCUACCUCAAAUCAGCAAUUGUAUCACAUGAUACCUCUACGCGACGCAGGUGUCACUGCCUUUUCCUGGCGUAC